Molecule: messenger RNA, 1108 nt
Organism: Cornus florida
Lineage: Eukaryota; Viridiplantae; Streptophyta; Magnoliopsida; Cornales; Cornaceae
Product: endoplasmin homolog
Exons: 6
Coding region: 570-926 (118 amino acids)
Biological process (GO): protein folding
Molecular function (GO): ATP hydrolysis activity; ATP-dependent protein folding chaperone; ATP binding
Source: RefSeq, a predicted model, not a curated record
UGCAGCCCUCUCUCUCUCUCCGCCUCUGUAAAAUCUAAAAGAGAAGAAAGCUUCUCAAAAACCCUAGUUGCUUCUUUACUAUUGGUGAUUCCACCCAUCCCCUAACUAGGAACUGUAACAGCAGAACAACAAAAACUGCCAUAUCCUUGGCCGCAGUCGAAUCGAGAGGGGGUACAAGUACGCCAGUGCUUUUCUUUGGCUAUCCUCGCUAUCGAGCUAGACUGAUUGACACUGCUUUACUCCCCGGUCUUUCUUUCUCUCCGAAGGCUUCAACGAGAAAAGAGGGGUUAAUCUUGGCCCGGAGAAAGUCAGGCUAGCAACGCCCAAAUAAGAUGCCCUCUCUCUCCCCGUCUCUGUAACCCAGCCGUAGUGGUAUCCCCACUUCUCAAGUUCAGAUUUCUACUAUUCUUCUAACUCUCAACUUAUUUCCUUCAUGGCCUCCCUUCAGUAUGGGUGAAAUCCAGUAUAGAGUCAACAAGUGUUUGACACAGUAAUACCAAGCUUGAGAUCCAGAUCAAAUUGGACAAAGAAAAGAAAAUUAUUAGGCUGGCCGUGAUAGAGGGAUAGGUAUGACGAAAGAGGAUUUGAUUAAGAACUUGGGAACCAUAGCCAAAUCUGGAACAUCAGCUUUUGUGGAGAAAAUGCAAACAAGUGGAGACCUUAAUCUCAUUGGUCAGUUUGGUGUUGGGUUCUACUCAGCAUAUCUUAUUGCUGACUAUGUUAAAGUUGUUAACAAACAUAAUGAUGAAAAACAGUAUGUAUGGGAAUCAAAGGCUGGUGGAGCAUUUGCUAUUUCUGAGGAUGUUUGGAAUAAGCCACUUGGUCGUGGAACUGAAAUCAGAUUGCAUCUUAGAGAAGAAGCCGGGGAGUACUUGGAGGAGAUCAAAUUAAAGUUACUUGCUAGGAUUUUGUACCAUGGACAAUGAGGUGGUUUUUUGGCAAGUGCAGACUGAAACUCAAGUGCUAGAAGGUUUAUAAAUUUGCUAAAUAGAAGUGCUAGGAAAUUGAUGAUAUUCUUGACAAAUGGAUUUAGUUCCUGUUUUGGAACAUUGAUGAAUGGUGAAUUGUUUUGGAACAUUAGUAAAUGAUGAAUUUUUUAAUUGUAGAA